AUGAUGCUGGCGGCCUUGGCGUAUUUGGAGAAGAAUAGUCUUUUGGUGGUCUCGGAGCAUUUUUCGAAUUUACAGUUUGAUCUGGAGAAGAAUGGUUAUUUGGUUGGUGUGGCGCGCUCGUUGCUAAAUUUUGUUGUGAUGGUGUAUGUUGAGGACGUGGAAAAGAAGGUGAAUGUGGAGAACGCGGCGCAGAGGGAAGGGGAAGAAGUUGUGGUUCACAAUACUGAGGUGGCUGGUUUUGAGGUGAAUUCGGAUAAUGAGGUGAAGGCGGAUAUUGCGAAAUUGCAUUUUGAGGUAAUGGUGAAUAUUGAGGCAGAUGUUGAGGUGAAUGUUGAGGUUGAGGUUGCGGUGUGUAUUGAGGUUGAGGUGAAUGUUGAGACGGAUGUGGAUAUUGAAGCUGGUGUUGAGGUUGUUGCGGAGAGGUUAUAUUUUGAGGUGAUGGUGGAUAAUGAGAUGGAUAUUGCGAAUGAGGUGAGCGUUGCGAAGAGAUUGCAUUUUGAGGUGAUGGUGGAUAAUGAGGUGAAGAAGUCGUACUUUGAGGCGAUGGUGGAUAAUGAGGUGGGAGAGGAGUUAGAUUUAGCGGAGGAAGCUGUUGGGUUGGCGG
Messenger RNA from Acaulospora colombiana, 604 nucleotides. The record is from the annotation of a GenBank genome assembly. Lineage: Eukaryota; Fungi; Glomeromycota; Glomeromycetes; Diversisporales; Acaulosporaceae.